This is a messenger RNA of Suillus paluster, 894 nucleotides long. RefSeq lists its product as uncharacterized. Lineage: Eukaryota; Fungi; Basidiomycota; Agaricomycetes; Boletales; Suillaceae. The coding region runs from base 1 to 894 and encodes 297 amino acids. The transcript has a single exon. The record is from RefSeq and is a predicted model, not a curated record.
AUGGCAGCUCAGGCCCAGGCAUUUACAGAAGAAAUGAUUACAAAGGCAUGGAAGAACAGCGGCAUCCAUCCACUCGAUCCCCACAUCUUUACCAACAAGGAUUUUGCUCCCAGCAUGGCCACAUCAACAGAAGCCCAUGUCCCACCCUCAUUCCCCAUCCAACCUAGCCAGCUUUACCUAUAUCAAGAUAUCCUGCCAUCUUGUGAUGAUGCAGUCAAGGCCAAUAACAUUGACUCAAUGGAUGAGUCCAAGUCCAAUAGUGAUGUGUCAGGCAGCAAAAGCAAUUCAGAAACUUCUAACAGUGGUUCAGAGUCGAGCAAAGAGAGCAAAGAGUCAGAGAUGGAUGAGGAUGUGGUCGAUGAAGAUCAGCACUCCCAUGUCCAAAUUACUGUGUCACCACCUUCCAACUCACCCAAUCAACCGUCAAUGCAGGUCCAGAUUGCUGUGCUGGAGGCGAAGGUCAAAUCCCUGGAGUCUGAGCUGCAUUCCACUAAAGCUCACUGUGCAAUGGCACUGAGCGAGGUGGGCUUGAUGAAGAAACAACUCAAUAAGUGGCAAAAAAGACAUGGACACGAAAUAUCAAUGCACUGGUGGUUGACAUCUGUGGAGGGACUGCGGCAGUGUGAGGAACAGGAUAUGGCAAGAGAGGCUAAAGCUGAGAAGAAAGUACAAGUAGUAGCACAGAAAGCAUUGAAGCAGGCAAGUAGGCUGGCUCAACAGGCUACACAGGGAUCCAACAUUUGUUUCACUGGCGCUCUUUCCAUCAAGAGCAAAGAAGAUCUCAUUGACAUUGCUAAUCAGCUGACAAUCAAGACAACAGGUACCAAGGCCGAGUUGUUGAAGGUUAUCAGAGAGUACUUUGAUGCUCACGCUGAUCUCAAGAAUGACACAUAA